Ostreobium quekettii is the source of this 3882-nucleotide messenger RNA. The record is from the annotation of a GenBank genome assembly. Lineage: Eukaryota; Viridiplantae; Chlorophyta; Ulvophyceae; Bryopsidales; Ostreobiaceae.
AUGGCCGCGCCUGUAGCGGCGGGGGUAGGCAGGAUGUGGGGGCGGGCGUGGGGGCCGGCGGUUGGGACCGCCUGGCUGGCCGCCGUUUUAGUUCUGGCGGCCCUGGCGCCCUGCGAAGGGACCAUAGAGAGGGUGGGUAGGGAAUGGAGCGCGGUGAACGCCGCUGGCCUGCACGCGGCCCUUGGCACCAUACAUACUGCCGAGCCGCCUGAUGGCGUGGUGGUGGCCAACACGAGCAUCUUCAUCGACCGCCUGGCUUUCAUGCCCACGAUAAGUUUGAAGGGGAACGUCACCUUGGGCGGGCGCGCGGCGGGCACGGGACUGCAGGUGGAGGCGCGGGAUCGGCCGUUGGUCCGCAUCGACCCUGGGGCUGCGCCGGUGCUGACAAUCGUCAACUUCACCAUUUACUUGGGCGGGAGCGAGGAGACCAUGGCCGGGCUGCUGGGUGGGCUGGUGGACGCGCCGCCGCCCGCGGGCGUGCUUUUCAGGGACUCGACCUUCGCGCUGGCAGCGCGGUCGUGGGUGCUGCUGCUCGGGGACAUUCGCCGGCUGCGCGCUCUGGAUGGGGCGAACAUCAGCGUGGUGGGCUCCGAAUUCUUUGUGCGGGAUCUGGCGGUCGGGUCCGCGAGACUGCGGGACGUCGUGCUCAGGCGCCAGUCGGCGACGGAGGCGCGCAAUCGGGGGGCGACGCUGCGCAGGAACGUCAGCGACGCCGCGGGGCUCUUCGAGGUCCUGCAGCUCGCCCGGGAGCCCGCCUUGGGGCCGCCCGUGGAGGGCUUCCUCACGCGGGACGUGUCGGUCGAUGAGGGUCAAGUGAGGGCCCAAGCCACCGUCCAGAUCGUCGGGAAGGUUAUCCUGUCUGGGCCCCUGGACGGCAGGACGAUGCUGCGGGUGGCGGCCAGCACAGAGAAGGGCAGCCUGGCGCAAGUGGGGCCCAUGGGACAGCUUGUGCUGGCCAACCUGAUCGAGAACCUGACGUUCGCGCUCCCGGGCGAAGGACUCUGCGAUGACGCGGACGCUGGGUGCAUGCUCAGCGUCAACUACCACUCGACCGUGGACUACAGCCUCGCGAUGUGCGACUGCGCCAUCACGCUCAUUAACACCACCAUCCUGUCCACGUGCGAGCACGUCUCCAACCUGACGCGGUCCCUGCGGAUGUUCGGCUCGGAGGGCACGGAGAUCAAUCACGGGAUAGAGGUGGACCCCGCCAGCGACAACGCCACUCUGAGGUUUGUCAGCUACUUCGGGCGGGGCACGUGCUUCGCCAAUACGACGCUGACCUGCGACCCGGGCGCCCUCGCGGGACCGUCGCCGUCGCCGGCGUCGGCGGCGCCCAGGACGGCGACGUCCAGCUCGGGGGAUGAGCGGUCGGCGAUUUACAUCCUGCUUGGGGUGGGAGGCGGGGUGAUUUUGGUGUGCCUGGUGGGAUUGUGUUGGCCUCCCAGAACGUUUUGCCGGAACGUGGCCGCCAGGGUGAGAAGGAAGGGUGUGUCGGGCCGGGGCCUGAGCUUCGCUGGCGACUUCGGGGAGUCUCGCAGUCGGCUGGGCAAGGGCAGCGCCGCGGAGCAGGCGGGCAAAGUUGCGGUGGGGGGGAGCGAGCAGUGCGACAUCCAAACGUAUUUCCAUGAGAAGAUAACGGGCGAACAGGUGGGCGUGGCGGACAACGCUGUCACGAUCGAGGAACAGCUGGCAACGGGGGGCUACGGUGUGGUGUACAAGGGGCGUUGGAGGGGAAUACCAGUGGCGGUGAAGACGGUGGUGUUUACAGACUUUCCGGAUGCAGCUGGAAAGGAGAAGGAACGCGCCAUACUGGAGGCUGCAAUAAGCUCCAGCAUAGCCCACAGGAAUGUGGUGCAAACAUAUUACCACUCAUUCAAACGGCUGCAGCCAAACGAGAAAGUGGAGGAGGGCGAUUGGGACAUAAACAGGCAAAUCAAGGAAGGAGAUUGGAAACUGUACAUCGUCCAGGAGUUGUGCGAGCACGGCUCCCUGAGGAGCGCCCUCAAGAAGGGCCUGUUUGCAUCAUGUACAACCCACAAGAAGCUGUUGGGGGCGAUUGUGCAGAUAGCGAGCGACGUGGCCAGCGGCCUGGCACAUCUGCACCAUCACAACGUCGUUCAUGGCGAUCUCAACACUAAAAACGUGCUUCUGCAGCAUGAGACACAUGCAGAGGGACCGCUACAGGUUGUCUCAAAGCUUGCGGACUUUGGGCUCAGUGUGAAGAUGGGGUCAUGGCAGUCCCACGUGUCCGACCACAGAGCUGGGACCCCUUUCUACAUGGCACCUGAGGUGGCACAGAAGGGUGUCCUGUCCAAGAAGUCGGAUGUCUUCUCUUUUGGCGUGGUGAUGUGGGAGAUCUACCACCAGAGCUCACCGGUACAGUCCAUGGGUGAAGGCAGCCUCAAAUACCAUGAGAAGUUUCCCAAGUACCCGGUCACCUGCCCCAUGCUGUAUGCACUGCUCUGCGUAGUGUGCCUGUCCCCCAAGCCUGCUGACCGACCGGACUUCAAGUUCAUUAAGAAGGUGCUGGAGACUUUGUCUGCAAAGUUGCAGUGCGAUGAGUACACACAGCCGAAGAAUAUUCAGAAAGAGAACCUGGCGGUGGUGUCGCGGCUGAACGGGAAGAAUGGUGCAGAGCUCCUGCAGUUGCUGGCGGAUCAGGUGGAGUUGGAGGCGAGACGUCAUGGGCUGGACAUUUCGCAGCCGGCAGAGUCACCGCCGCCCACUGACACCAGGCUGGACAUGCAGGCUUUGUUGGACAGCAGGGAGGAGCCUGCCAAGGCUUGUCUGUCACCUAAGACAUGCCUUUCUUCGCCAACCCAUCCGCCAACGCCUUCGCCCAGGCCACACACGCCUUCAGGGUCUCGCUCACCCUCCCAUGGUCCCCGAUCUUGGGGCGGCACCUUGAAUGCCAGCGAGGAGUCGCUGGCCAUGGGCAGUGCUGAGUCUGAAGUGCACGACAGUGCCGAAGAUGACCAGAUGUGGAGCAUUGGGAAUGAGCCCAAUGGAGGUGGCUCGUUUGUUAUCUCUGUGUCCAUUGAUGAAACUCAAAAGAGUGAAGGUCCAGACAUGAACUUUGCGUGGGACCCGGUUGUCAACUCAGAGGUGUCUGAGGGAUCUGAGAAUGAUAGCCCCAUGCCUGCAAGCAGCCACAGUGGCGGCGAUGGGUACCCUCAGGUGGUGCUUGCCUCAUCGGAGUCCAUAUCGCUAGGCAUCUCUCCUAGCCCUCUGAGCCCCGCAGGUGACACCGUGCAGCCUGUGGUUUCAGGGGUGUACCCCAGAUCAACUUGGUUUGGAGACAGGAAUGCUGACCUGUUGGUCCCUGGGAGUGCCUACCAACACACACUGGCGCCAAUGGCAGAUGUGCAGCGACUGCCUCUGACCCCAGGCACCCCUGCCACACACACCUCGGCUGUGCCGUUCGAAGCCUUGCACCAGCCAUCGUUCGUGGGCCACCGUGCGCCACGCGGAGGGCAGUCGAGCUUCAUUUUGAACAUGAGCGCUGCUGGAGCACAGCCACCUCCAGCAUGGACACCUCCAGUGCAGGCAACCCACGGGCAGGUGGCCGUGCAGAUUUCGCCCUCGGUAGGGCCAUUGGGUGUGGUGGGCGGCAGGUGGGAUUCCUCAAGAGAGGGCGCCGGGGGCCAUGAACAAUCAGAUGUGAGGUUUGGCUCAGCCAGGAAGGUCCAAGAAACGGGAGGGGAAUCGGGCGUUGGGGGGGUGCUUUGGACCAUGAGUAGCUUUAAGCCACAAGCGCUGGAAAUGGUGAACGAACAUGGCAGGUUGCGACCAGGAUUUGAGCCCCAUUCCAGUCCCCCUUCUUCCGAAAAAGGGAGUAGCAUGCCAUUCAGCAGCAUUGGGCAUGGGGGGAGGAGACCAUGA